Messenger RNA from Sporothrix brasiliensis 5110, 621 nucleotides. RefSeq lists its product as uncharacterized. The record is from RefSeq and is a predicted model, not a curated record. Lineage: Eukaryota; Fungi; Ascomycota; Sordariomycetes; Ophiostomatales; Ophiostomataceae. Bases 1 to 621 code for a protein of 206 amino acids. The transcript is spliced from 3 exons.
AUGGAGUCCUCCUCACAGUCAACGCCGACCUCGUCACACUUUAGCAUCCAGUCCAUACUUUCUUCACACGAACAUUCAAGCGCCCAAGGACACCCUGCUUCACCUCCGGCGUUUGUUUCACCACCGACCUUUGCUCCGUCUCCUGCGGGUCGUAGCCCGAGUGGCCUUCUCCAGCGCCACGUCACCUUUUCCGGAACCACAUUCCAUAUCACCUCAGGGACAUGCAACAUCAGCAUCACUACCGGCAUGAACCGUAUCAGCAGCUCCAGCCGCAUCAUCCCUAUCAUCGACAACCUCAACAGCGACAAGGACAACGGCAACAAGGACAGCAUCAACACCAGCUGCCUUCACUUCCCUCACUACCUUCCAUUUCUUCAGUAUCCUCACCAUUUGCUUUACCCCCGUUACCCUCAUUACCAUCGUUGCCAUUACCACACCAGCUACCUAUCUCGAACCAGCAAGAUCACCGACAGGAUCAUCAACAGCAAUUUUAUAACACCUACAGCCAAAACCUCCCCUCCCAACAAACCAGCGGGGUCGAGCACAACAUUUCUAUGGCUCAACAUUCAAAUUCGAGCGGAAGUGGAAUGGGGGAGGCUGGAGAGCACAAACACACUGUAG